AUGUCUGUUCCAACCCACAUUAGCCAGUACACUCAGUACAAGCAGGACACUAACGACGUUGCCGCAUGGCUACUGACCGCUCAUCCGGACUUCAAGCAGCCCAAGGGGCCCGGCCGAUUGAAGGGCAGGGCGCGCAGGGCCGCCAGGGAGGAUGCCGAGGCAGGUAGCACAGCACCUCCCCAGGACCCUAAAGAAUACACUCUAACUCUUAAGGAGUUUGUAGAGCGGGCGACAAAGAUCGUCGCUACUCAACAUGUCAAGGCAGUGCCGCGGCUGGUGGCCAUCAAACUGCGGCGCUCAAUCGUGCGCCGCCGGUACCAGCAGCGGUACUACGAGCACGGCGACGGCGACGCCGACUCCAAUGCCAGCCAUGCACACUUCACCAGCGUGCUAGAAGAUGUAGAGAAAGUUCUCAUGCCUCUCCUACCGAAAGAGUUCCAGAAGAAGGCCAGACAAGGGGCGGACGAGGAUGAUGCUGAAGCAGCGGCGCUGAUCAACCGGUUUGAGGCUUUGAAGGUCGAAGAGGUCGCGAACGAGGCCCCGGACAGCCACGCAGCCGCCGACUCCACUGAAGCUUCGCCAACCGUCGCGGUAAACUGCAAGAUUGCUGAGGAGGAGGUCAACACCCCGUCUCCCAUCUUUGCGCUGGAGCUGUUACUGGAGGAUCUGUGGAUGGUGACGCACCACGUGCGGGAAUCGUGGCAGAUGUAUCGGGAGGGACGGAUGUCGCUCGAGGCCGCAUCGGUGGCGACUGAGACGGCUCACCACCUUUUCUACAACACCGAGUGCGAGAUCCGGGGAGCUGGCGGGAUUGACGAUUGUCCAGGCGGUUGGCCAAGUGCAAUGUACAAGAUCUACAUGGCGCGCCAGAAGGCACAGGAACAAGGCGAAACCCAAGGGGAAAGCUCAGGGUUUUUCCAAUUCCUCGAAGACCUUAUGAACAUAUGGGAGGCGCUCCUGGUCCUUUUGGACGAGAGGAGAAGCCUGGCUAUUUCAGACCUUCUUCAUGUCCAGCUGCCAACAUGUGACUGGGCCAGAGACGACCGGCACCUGCUCCAGCGGUUGCUCCUCGACGAGGCCAUAGUACAGAAUCGAAUCUUCUCGGCUACCCCCCAAGUAGACUCUCUACCAGGGGUGGACCAGUUCGGGUUGUAUUUGUACCACGCGUGUGAGGAUAGCGCAGUUUCGUUGACAACGCUUUAUCUUACCGUGUUCUACCUGGAGAUGCGAUUGACCAUGGGGUCGGAGAGUGGCAAGGCAUGGCCUGAGCUCCGAACCUUCCUGGAGACUACGACGCCGGAGGUCAUUCAAGCCGCUCAGCGCUAUGGGUAUCUCUCCAGUAGAGGUGGGAUGUCCAGCAAAGUACUGGAGUGUCAAAACGGUUGGCUGGAACAGGCGGAGAUUGUGACCGACGACAGCGGCGCUGACUCCCCUCUCAUAUCCGCCCGGUCCACCUCGCAAGACCGCGCCCCCUCGCAUCGCCGCAUCCCUUGGUUCAGCUCCAAUCCCUGGCUAUGCGGACGGCUGUUGAUUAUCUACAAGACUCUCGCUUACGAGCUUGGCCUCUAUUGGUCCAAUUGUGCCCCAACCCCCCUCGUAGUAUGCCACCUCUACAACGCGGCAAAGAAGGAAAAAGCCCUGCCAGAUGGAUGGUCGUGGCCCGGUGUGGAGAGUCUGCUGGAUACCUAUCCGGAAAUGUUCUUUAGCCACCAACGGCCAAGGGCCUGGUCUAACUAUUCCCAAUCGGUGAUGAAGGCCCUAGGUGGCGGGAUUGAAACUGUGAGAAGAGAAGGGAGAAGAUAUGCGGGAAGAAACGCACGAAGAGCCGCGAGAGCAGACCCAGGAAGACACAGUGUAAAUCUGACCAAGAUAUGGCAAUUCCCGCAGCGCAUUUUCACGCUUGCGGAAAUCAAAUCCCGCUGGUUUAAAGGCAAGGAUGAGUGGACCGCAGAUGAGAUCACGCGUAUUCUGCAGGAGUCUCUGCUGUGCCGAAAGUUUGUGAAAUCCACCAUCCGCCGCGGGGCCGAGCCAAAGCUGAGUAUGGUUGAUGCCUUGAGACGGCUGCGAAAGUGUAUCAAUGUAGAACUGGCAGUUUUAAAUGACGAAACCUGGAUACAAUAUCAUAAUCUCUCUUGGGAUAUUUGCACCAGGAUCGGGACGGAGAUCACAGCGGUACGCGAGGACGCACUGGAGCUUGGUUACACAGAAGAGCAUAACUUUCUGAUUGUGCAUACCCUCUUCGAAACCAAAGAUCAGAAAUUGCUUCAAGAAGCAGCUCGAAUUAUGCAAGCGGUUGUCUCGGAAGUAUGA
Molecule: messenger RNA, 2310 nt
Organism: Aspergillus uvarum CBS 121591
Lineage: Eukaryota; Fungi; Ascomycota; Eurotiomycetes; Eurotiales; Aspergillaceae
Exons: 1
Coding region: 1-2310 (769 amino acids)
Source: RefSeq, a predicted model, not a curated record